AUGUUACUUUUGUCUUUCAGGUUUCGUUUUUUGUGUACUAUGAACUCCCUGUCAGCCCAGCCUCCGGCUUCAAGCUCUGCAUGCAGGACCCUACCUGGAGAGGGUAAUCAGGUACAGCCAAAGGCCCCCCUCCUGCAGAUUCUGCGCGUGGCUGGAGCCCAGGAGGAUGUCUUCACGCUUAAAGAGGUGAUGCACUACUUGGGUCAGUACAUCAUGGGGAAGCAACUGUACGACAAACAGAGGCAACACAUUGUUCACUGCCAGGACGAUCCUUUGGGAGAACUUCUGGAAGUUGAGAGCUUCUCUGUAAAAAACCCAAGCCCAGUGUAUGAAAUGCUCAAGAAAUACCUGGUGGUACUUGUUUGUGCUGACGCAGCAGAGAAUCUUUCUGUGGGCCGUGAAUGUGUUGAGGGCGGAGUGGAGGAUCGUGGUCAGAUGUGUGGAGGUGUGGUCAAAGCAGGAGUGGUAGCUGGCAGUGAUGGGCCUCUCCUGCAGACACCCUCCCAGAGACGACCUCGGGAGCCAGACGACGAAUCUCUAGAAGGCUUGCCACGUUCAGCCUGCAAACGGCCCAAACUGGAUGUUACUCUGGAUGAGUGGGAUCUUUCUGGUCUGCCCUGGUGGUUCUUGGGUAAUCUCCGAAAUAACUACAGCCGUAGGAGCAACGGUUCCACUGACAUCCACACAAACCAACUGUCUCUUGCACAGGAGGAGGACACAGCUAUAGUAUCAGACACCACAGAUGACCUCUGGUUCCUGACUGAGGGCGAGAGUGAGCAGGUGAGCGUGGAGAUGAAAGAAGAAGCGCUGGAAGAGGGGAGCAGAGGAGAAAGGGAAGGUUCUCUUGAGGAUGACUAUGGAGGAGGGAAGGACGAGAAGACAGAUCGAGAGAUGCAGGAAGAGCCGGACGAAGAUUCUCAGUGUCUGAGUGAUGACACAGACACAGAGAUCUCCACACAGGAUGCAUGGCAGUGCACAGAGUGCAGGAAAUAUAACACCCCUCUCCAACGGUACUGCGUUCGCUGCUGGGCUCUUCGAAAGAACUGGUACAAAGAUGUCCCUCGACUAGCACAUUCCCUGUCUGUCCCUGACAUCCCAGCGAGCAGCUCUCUCACUGCCCAUGACGAAGAAGAUGACAGCGAUACAGGCAUUGAUGUCCCAGACUGCAGCAGGACAGUGUCUGAUCCAGUCAUCCUGCCUUCUCACUCAACAGCGAGCCGGCCACUGCCCCCUAUGCUCAUGGGUAAAGGCAAGGGCCCGCGGCCCUCUACUUUCAGCAGAGAAGAGCAGUUCUCAGAGGGAGAAAGUCAGGAAAAUCUGGGCAUGGAAGUUGAAGAUGUUCAUCCCGAGGCAUUGUUGGAGCCUUGUAAGCUCUGCCGAGUGCGACCACGCAACGGAAACAUCAUACACGGACGCACGGCUCACCUGCUGACAUGUUUUCCGUGUGCGAGGAGGCUGCAUAAGUUCCAGGCUCCUUGUCCAGGUUGUGGAAAAAUUAUUCAAAAAGUCAUUAAGAUCUUCAUCCUUUAAAAAUAACAAAUCGUCCCAUGUUCCGAGGACUUCAAACAAAAAAUAACAAUAGCCCAUAAAACAGUGAAAAUUAGAAAACUGCAUGCUCAGAGAUGCCUAACAUAAGACGUACACUUUAGAAAGCCUGUAAAUCCACAAACGCAUCCACAAAAUAUAGCACUUGGUGAAGGCCCUUCGGGGUCUCCAGGGUUAUCUCACCUCCUAGUCUUUUAAAUGUUGUUGAAUAAAACCUUAAGGGUUUGUCAGAACAAAUGUUAGCUGUGCUGCCACAAUUUAAAUAAGGGACAACGCUAUAGUAUUUAUUUAUUUAUUUAUUAAAAGCUCACAGAGGGUGUGAACUCAUAUUCAAUCUCAUGAAGGAUUGUUUUUUUUUUCUUUUUGUUUUUUAAAAAUAUUUUUUUAAUCUGUUUUUUUUUUAGGUCGUGUGAAUUUUCUGUUUGUUGGUGCAUUACAUUUCUGGUAAAGCAGCUUUGAAAAUCUCGUCUCUUCCUGGGGUUGUUCAGUAGUGUGGGUAUUUUCUUUUAAACUCGUUUUGUGCCUGCUUGCGUGUUUUGUUUCAGAGGUAAGAGUUGUGAAAACAAGACUGAAACAACACAUGGUGAAAAAGUCUUAAACCCUUUAUUUUCUGCAGCUAUAGAAUUCUAACAACCUGCUCCUAAAUUUUUUUUCUUGAAAAUGUAUUCUUCCGGUGUAAGUGAAUAUAUUGUAAAGAAUAUAAGUCCUGUAUUUCGUAAAUAGUAUUUCAGCAUUGAAUUGAAUUUACGGUGCUUAGGAACGUGCAACGCAAAAAACAAAACCUGUAUUAACCACAAUAAUCACAUCUGUGGUAAUUUGAUGUUUGUGUUCAAUAGUUACAAUUGCCAAACCUAUGAGGACGGCUAUGCCUGCAGUAUGUCUUAAUUAGUUAGUCCACCUUGAAAUGUCAUCAUUCAGUUUCCUUUUCAUCCCAAACUUGGGUUCAUGUUGUGCUUUUUGUAUGUUUGGUAUUUAAUUUAUUUAUGAUUCAGUUUUUAUUGUGUCUGCCCUCUGACGCAGAAAAACUGCACCUGUAUUCAGUCGCUAAUGGGACACAUACAGAAAUAUGGAAAGGAAAACUAGCUGAGCUACUAAGCGGACUGUACCUCAAAUGAAAGUGACAACAAAGUACUUAUGGGGAGUUUGAUUUAAGCGUGACACUGCCACAUUUUGACUUUAACCUUAAAGUUUUGUACAGAUUUGAUUUGAGUUGUUCUGCAUUGUCUGAUGAUUGUAUUGCCGUGCCACAUAGAAGCUGUUUGUUUUGAGUAAGCCCCUGUGCCAUCUGUCUAAUUCUCAAAUGAAUGAUUCACAACGAUGUAAGGCAUGAGACCCUUUGCGCCUCGAAGAGGGUGUGCGAUAGUUUUGUGAUCUGCAGUUUCCAUGCGCUUUAUCUUUUUGCCAGCAGGUGGAGAGGAUUUCCAUCUUGUCGCUGCUGCCUACAGAAACUUACAGUACCAGUAAUCGCUUGUAAUGCACAUUUAGAGCAUGCACAUCGUCAUUAGAGCCUGCCUAGAGCUGGUUUCAGAGUUUUAUUAUAUUAGCCAUAUAAAAGCACUAAAAGAUUAUCAGAGCUUGUAUUUAUAAGCAUCAGUGUGCAUUAUAAGAAGGAGACAAAUACCAGAAGCAGCCUGAUGUAAAUGGCAUUAUAUAUUGGUGAUGCUGGUUCAAGUUAACAGCUAUAAUUGUGAAAUUACUGAUAUAAAUAUAACAUGUUCAAAUAUGGUACCCAUUUUUUCUAUUUGUUACAGAUGGAAUAUAUGUGACUUUGUUAAGUAAUAAAGAUUCGGAAAUGA
Messenger RNA from Menidia menidia (Atlantic silverside), 3341 nucleotides. Lineage: Eukaryota; Metazoa; Chordata; Actinopteri; Atheriniformes; Atherinopsidae. The record is from the annotation of a GenBank genome assembly.